Molecule: messenger RNA, 20363 nt
Organism: Nomia melanderi (Alkali bee)
Lineage: Eukaryota; Metazoa; Arthropoda; Insecta; Hymenoptera; Halictidae
Source: RefSeq, a predicted model, not a curated record
CCGUGCGACCAGGGAACAGAUGGGUGAAGACAUGUGGAGGCUCUGGUUCACGAAACUGCUGCUCCUCGCGGCUCUGCUGAUCGCCGCGGCGCAAGGAUCGCUCUCAGAGGAUGCGGAUUCGUUACCAGAUGUUAGGGCGCAUAGGCAGGAAAGGGACCUCCAAGGGGUGACCACGGUUCUCCUAGUCUCGGCCAAACCCGGCAAGUCCGUUCCGCCGGUCGGCCUGCUCACCAAAACCGCGAGAACGUUCGUGCAGGAUGGCGCUAGCACGGAAUUCGCUACCCAGGUGCUGGGCACCACUCUCGACAAUGGUCGCCUGUACGCUAGAAUCUUGUCCACAUCGAGUAGAGUCUUCUACGAUAAAGAACCCAGUCCAGAUACACCUAGACCCUAUGUAGUUUACCCGUCGAGAGCACCUAGCGAUGACUGGCAGUUCAGGGUAGCUCUAGAAGAUACGCCCAUCAAAGCUCUAAAAGAGAUCGAGGCGCCGAUCACCGCGGAUUCUAAACAGACAUCUGAUCACGAAGAGGACAGCGAAAAGGCAGCGACGAAGUUAGACGAACUGUCUAGGGAAAAUGAUAUCUUCAGCAGGCGAGAGCUCAAUGCCGACCCUCAGAGGUUCAAGCCAGCUAAGGUUCGACCUGCUGAUAAUCUGCCGACGUUCACCGUUAAACACGAGUAUGUCUCCAGUAACUUUGAUAACUUGGAAGAGGAUCCGCCGAAGACGUUCAGGCCUCGAUUACCGAAGAUCUUUAAACCUCAGCCUAAAGCUCCCGCGCAAAAGAAGCUUGAUAUUAAGCCAUUGGCUACAGUGACUUACCAUGGAUUUGCUGACUUCACUACCACCGUGGGUGAAACUGUUAUCGUUUUUUCUCCUAGCACUUCGCCGGCACCCGUCGGACGACCUGCUACUACGAUCAAAGGAGACGCCACUUUGAGACCCGACGAUGGAGUUGCUGUGUUGAAAAUCAGACCCACAAGCGUUGUUCCUGCUCAGCAGAAGACUGUGGAACAUCCAAGCUUGGAGCAGCCUAGUAUGAAAGUUGGAUCGGGCGACCCACUUUUGGAUGCUAUUAAUGGAGCUAAUAUUCAGCCCAGUGUCACUGAAGACUUUGAAACUGAAUCUGCGACCACGUCCACUGAACCUCUUCUUUUGGUGCCUGACAUAGAUUCGAAGUCUGUGAAACCUACUGGGCUGCUGAAGGUUGUGGACUCCACGACAUCCACGGAUGGUACAACCACUCACUACAAGAGCAUGAUCUACGGAACUUAUAUUGGUACAAACUAUGCCCAGAUCAUUCACACGUCUUCAAACGUGUACUUCUUCCCUGACGAAGCUACCGCCACUUAUGACACCGAGGACACUACUGUGGAUUACGGAACUACCGUCACGGACGACGACGAAGAUGAACAGGAGACUACUUCUGAAAUGCCAGUAGGCACCACGCCUAGAAUUAUCACCACUAGCGAAGAAAGUUUGCCAGAAGUGAAUGAACUGACGACUCCAUUCAGAGACACCACUGACAGUGUAUUAACUACUUUAAAGGACAUCUUGGAAAGUGCUAGGAGAGUUUUAGGAACAACUGAAUCAGUCAGGCCCACGUUGGAUGACGAAAUACCGAAUGAUAUUGUCCCUGGAGAUCCUCAAGGCAGAAGUAUCAAAGGUGGCAGUCCCAAGAACGACAUUGGGCAAAAACAUAAGAAUAUAUUCGAUGAUCAGGAAGAAAAGGCGACUCUAGCUACUAGACUCUUGCCGUCCACAGUGUACAAGACCUUCACGUACUUCACCACUUUCUUCAUUCCUGAUGGCGCCCAAACUACCACCUCAGUACGUUCCAGAGAAGUGGUAUCGUCGGAAGUAUCUUAUUUGACAGAGCUAAUUACACCUAACUCAACUGCCACCCCUAUUCUUCCUACUGCAGUAACUGAAUCAACCAUGACUCAGACAACACCAUUGGUCAGCACAAUGGAGGAGGAGCAAACAACCAAGCAGGAUGAGGAGAUCGAGCUAAUAUUCAAGACUCUAUACACCACUUACACGUAUUUGACAACUUUCUUCCAAGAGAACACGUCCAGUGUCUCCAGUAGAGAGGUCGUUGAAACGAAUGUUAUUACUCAGACAGUUGGACCUAAAGGUGUCUCGGCUGUGGUGGCAGAUUUGUUUGAGAAGGAUCAGCCUAUCUUCAUAGCUCCCACUAAGGUUUCAGAACCAAUUUUGCCAACGGUUAUGCCUCAACAGAUCGAAAAAGGAACUGAGAAGUAUCCGACCACUUUGGAGCAAACAACAGAGGACACACUGACCACUCUUCAGGAACAAGACACUACAACUGAUCAGAAUAUUCCUACAGAGCCUGGAACGACUCCGAACGAAUACGAAGAUACUAGACAAACUGUUCCUGACCUAGAACCUAGUCCAACACCAGCAAUGCCAACAGAAGCCGUCAGAGAGCAAAUUAAGACCUACUACACGACGUAUACCUACUUUACCACCAUCUUUGUUGAUGAUGAAACAGAAAUCGAGACUAGAACCGAGGUAUUCACUAAUGUCGUCACUGAGACGAUCCAACCAACUGCUGUUCUACCUGUUAUACAAGAAACCUUCGCUGCAACUACUCCUACAGAAGAACCACCUAAGCCAGCAGUUCCUCCAGGAAUCCUGGCUUAUUUGGAAGCUAUUCAGAGACAGAAAUCUCAGGAAGAAGCGCUUAAACUGGCAAAGAAAGUUCAGCAGGAGGCAGCUCAUCAGGUUGAAGAGAUUCCAGCCGUGGAAGAAGUUAAAGCAGAAACCACGGAACUUCCAACUACUUUAGAGGAUCAACCAACGACUGAGAACCCAUUUCGUGGUAUAGAAGUGAUUGCUCAAGUGACACCCAAUCCUCCUGUCGAUGGAGAAAUACUUGGCUCCAUGAUUACUGAUGUAGUGUCCUCAUCCAGUUCCGGUGGAGGUACAGUUCUAGACUUGAUGGACAAGAGAAAUGCGGUUCCAGAGGAUCAAGAGCUGUCCGAGUCGAACCAUCAUGACGUAGAACCAGCGCCCACUCUUCUUCUUCAAACAAGUUACACGACCUUCACAUACUUCACGACGAUGUACAAAGGUGACGAGUCCAACGUGGUCAGCCGAUUGGAGACUGUCACCAACGUUGCCACCGAGACUAUCAGACCAACUGCUGUGGCACCUGUAGAAACCAGUACCCUGCCAGUGACGUACUUCACGACCUUCACUUAUUGGACUACGUUCUACAAAGGUGGGGACACAGUGACGACAAGUCGAGAAGAGACUGUCAGUAACGUGGUGACUCCAGGUGUUACCCCUACACCUACCGUAGAGCUUGGAAUUAUUAUGACUUACAGACCAAACUCGGAACCUAUUGAAGAAACCUCUGUCAAAGUCGAAGAGUCUAAAGUUACGGCUGAUAAUGAAGUGACACCAUCAGAUAUUGUUCCAAUCGAGAACUCGAAGUCAGAGGAGGUGGAGAAGACAAUUCCCGUAGAUGUCACCUCUUCUGUUGCGGCGCCUAGUAUUGUUGAAGCUACUACCACUUCUCCUGAACCUACUACGUAUUAUACAACUUACACUUAUUUCACGACCUCGUAUAUUGGUAACGAGACUAUAUUGAACAGUAGAUUGGAAACUGUCACUAGUGUCUCUAUACCUGAAGUGGUUACUACGCAACCAGUUGCUACUGGCAGAGCAAUCGAUGGACCAGUGUUUCAACAGGCUUUGGCAACUGAAGAGAAAUCAGUUACGCCGUCAAAGGUUACCGAACAACCUAAAGUCGGUUUGAUCUCGACUACCAGGUCCAGUCAAGUGAACGACGGUACAACAACACAUUAUAUGACCGACGUACAUGGUACUUACAUUGAUGGUUUGUACGCCCAAGUCGUUGAAAGUUCAACAUCGAUUGAAACACCACCUUUGCCAUCAACGACUGUCGCCACUCCUGUUCUACCAACUGGUGUCCUGUCUCUCAAUAAAGGUAGCGUAGUAGACGCCGACGAAGUGACAACAAUCUUCUUCACCACAAAACAGAUUGGUACCUUGUUCGACGGUCUCUAUGCUAAAGUGAUCGAGAGUACUUCAAGUACGAAGAUCGACGAAGAGAGAAAGGCCACCAUUCCACCUACUCACGGUCACCGAACUGGACUGGUAAGACUGAUACACGGUCAAAUCGAGAACAAUGGUACAACGACGUUCUACCAAUCGAAAGUAAUUGGCACCAGCAUUGAAGGCAGAUACGCACAGAUCAUCGAGAGCACUUCUAGUUUCUUGUCAGCAACGCCAACCCUCAACAUUGCUCCGACAGCGACACAGCCACCUGCAAAACCAACAGAUUUACCAGAGAUCUCUCCUUCGCCGGCAGUAAUUCAGUCUUCGCUAUCGGAAGAUCCUACCACGGAAUCUCCUGAUCAAGAUGACAACUCUGAGCAAAACGAAGAGAACGAUGAAGAUGACGAAGAUGGUAAAGAUGGACAAAGUUCGAAGAAGAAGUCUCGAUUGACAUUCUCGACCAGGAAGAGGUCGUUCACACCAGCUAUCAGACCGUUUGCUUCUAGAAACAGGCCAACGUUCAAUCCCAAGCGCAAGGGUGCGCAGGGUGCUACCACAAUUACCAGGACAGACAUAACUCCGACUAUAACAGCCACGUUAGCGGGCAAGGCUAACAGAUUUGCUUCGUCCAGAGGUCGAAUCAGUUCUCCAAUUGGACCUUACUCUUCAACCUUGUCCCCAUCAGGCUCCAGAAGGUUCAACGGUAGGAGAGGAGGGCCUUCUAGCACAACUCCCGCCGUAUCAGGAAGUACCAGAGGCAGAGCGCAACCCAGGAUAUCUCCUUCCUCAGUGUUCCAAGGGAACAGAAGAGGACCAACAUCGAUCAGAGGUUCUUCAGCAAGAGCUGCGACCCGUGGAUCGAGUUCCGCUUAUCCUGGAGCAUCCACCAGAUUUAGAUCACCCAUCAGACCCUCCUCGACACUAUUGAGGGGCCAGGCAACCGUCAGACACGAUGAUCAAGAAAACGAUGCUAACGAGUUCACUACCACUACGUUGGUCACCGAGGAGACUCCAUAUACCGAGGACUUUGAUGGAGGCGAGACUGUGACUAUACCCCUGCAGACCACUACAGAAUCAUCUAGAAGAUCCACAAAUCCUUUACUCAGAUUCCGUAGGCCAAUUAAUUUGAACAAUUCCGGGAGAACUGGCACUACUCCCAAACCUCCAACGACACCUCGUAGGAAUGGCAAUUUGAAUAAACCUACCGCGCCAUCCGUCCCUAAAGUGACGAACAGCAGGGCAAAUGGCAGAGCUGCUCCGAUAUCUACCAGACCACGACAAGGUGGGCCUGGUAUAUUUCCGCCUAGAGGACUAUUUGGAAAGAAACAAGAGUUACCUACCGGGGAGCAGAUAGAUCCGAAUGAGGAUUUGGAAGGCGAGGGAGAGGAGAAUUUCGAGGAUGAAGCCGUGGAAGAGAUAUCCGACAACGACUACGAGGGAUCGGAGCACGAGGACAGAACCACGAAUGUCAACCGACGUUCCGGGAAGUCCAUAAAAACGGCUGUACAGAUCAGACCAUUUACUCGUGGCAGAAGGGUCCGCCGUCAAGCGAGUCAGUUGAGAGCGUAUUCGAGUCGUUUCCGUCGGCCGGGCGCUAAGGCUGAAGAAAAGUCUGACGCCACUGAGGCGACCACCAACAAAGAGGACACGGCAAAGUCCGCGCCCAAACCGAUCGCUCGUUACAACAACCGUGGAAGAUCGUUGACCACAUCUCGGCCGCCGCCAAAAUCCGCGAACAAUCCAGAAAAGUCAUCAGCCGAAUCUACGGAGUUGAGUCAGAGUAAGGUCAGGCCUAGAGCGAAGACGAACGGCGAUAGGAGCGCUGCGUCCAGAAUAAAACCAUCCCCGACAUCCGGUAACGGUAGGCAAUUCACUCUAAGAGAGAAAGACGGGACCGGUUCGAGUCGAUCGAACUAUAAACGGCCUAACUCUUCAGGGUCUAGAAACAACGGGCGCACGACGAACAACUCGGAGAGGGUGAGGCCCCCGAGGCUGAGGAACGGAGCGAGCAAAUCGUCCGAGACGACCAAUACGAGGCGGGUGCCGCCAUCUCGCGCUACGUCGAGAUCGUCGGGUAGGAACGGUAGUAGGAGAACGUCGUCGCGGACCAGGGGUUCCCUCGAGGACAUUAGGGAGUCGCCGACGAUUUAUCCCGAUUAUGACGGUACGAUCACAGUGACCCAUUACGUCCCAACCGAGGUGACGAUUCCCGUGGUGAACAACGGCAUCACGGAGCAACGUAACAUCAUAACUGCUCAGCCGAGUACCGAGGUGUUAGGCCCCUCUCAGUAUAGUACCGUAGCAGGUGGAGACGGCAGGUCGCUGGUAGUAAUCGUUAGCGAGGUAACCGGUACUAACCCCCAAGGCCAGACCGAGGUCACCCGAUUCUUGCUUCACGAGACAUCCACCACCCGGGUAUCCCAUACGUUGACCACUCUAGGCGGUCGCAGGGCCUCGCAGUCGGUGAUAGUGCCCACGACCGUCUACUCUGUAGAGAACGUAGUUUCGACGAUACAACCCUCGUUGCCCGGGAACGCGCCCCUCGCGAACAUAUUGCUGUCACAGCUGCUUCUCGGUCAGUUAGGUCAGGCUAACCCCCUGCUGCAGCCGCAGGGCACGCCGUCCACGCAAUACAACACGCGCACCACCUCGUACGUCACCACGAUAACGAAGCAGCAGAGCACUGUGAUUCCACUCACGUUCCGCGGUAAGGAGAUCCUGACGACCUUGGUAGACACCUCGACCGACGUGGUCACCGCGACUGAGUUCAUCACCGAUACGGUGGUCGUGACGCCCACCGCAGCUCUGCCAGCUGCCAAUCUGAACUCCCUGUUGCUGUUGCUGCAACAACCCCAGCAGCCGUCGAAAAACUCGAACCCCUUGCUGGACUCGGUGUUCGCCGCUCCUCCUUUCACCCAGAGCAAUACUUUGCCCGGUGAAGUAGAGAGGAGACAUCAGCCAGCUGACUCCGAUUACAAACAAGACAGCUACGAAUACUCCGAAGAGGAUGACGAUGUGCAAGAGUAUCACAAGUCGUCCAGGCCGCGCAACGGUCGUGGAAAGUCGAACGACAAGAAAGAGGACCAUUCUAGCCAGGCCAAAGAAGAGUCCAGCGUAGUCACUCUGUACGUUUCCGGCCGGAGGCCCGGGGAGUUCAGCACUGUUCUUAGCACUGUGAAGGUCGGCGAGAUGGUCAGCCCUACCAGGAGGCGAAGGGACGCCGACCAUACCGUCGAGGUGCGACCUUCCGUCCCGCCGUCUCUACACGCGGGACCGGAAGAGAUCGCUACGCUGGCGGGGAGCGAGGAUACGCUGGACGCGCACGCGCCGACAGAGAGUCUCGAGAGCGUAAGGAUUUGGUCCAAGGAACCGAGAAUCGUCGACUUUUCAGAUGAUUACAUUGACGAGCACCGCCCGGCCGACUUCGAUAGCAAACGCGUACAGUGGUCCGACGAGGACGGCGAGAGGGCCGCGGAUCCGAUCGAGACGAACGACAACGACUAUCUAGAAGAGAUGCCGAGGAAACGGGUCAGAAUCCGCGUCCCUGUCGUCAGGAAGUACGGGAGACAGCACACGCUGACCGUCGUCAGGCGCAGGCCUAUUAGGACUCAGGAUCCUCAAUCGGUUAGUCAUACACCGAGGAGGAUCGUCGUCACCAGGGUCAGAACCCUGGGACUGGCUAACUCGAUACACUCGGACGAGCCUGAACAUUUUAAGCCUGAACCUGGACGCCAUAAAGUGACCAUCACUAGACGACGAAAGAUCGAACCUACGACUAUUCUACCGACUACUACUGAAACGAGAGCUAGGAUCACUAAGAAGAAGCUGAUAGCUGUUAGACCGGUGCAACCGACACCUAGCUUCGCUAUCAUUACUACCGGAUUCUUCACUGCUCCAUCGUCCGAGUAUGAAGAGGAAUAUUCGGAAGAAAGUACCGAUGAGCCUGAAGACUUUAAGCAAGAGGUUACCACUACUUUCACGCCCGAAUUAGAAGAGCCACCUAAUGUUAUCGAUAGUAAGCCCGACGAGGAGACUUCUGUUAGAACAAUGGAGACCGCGUCUAAAGUAGUGGAGGAGACCAGUGCGAACGACCCAGUGAUCAUUACUGAUAACUUCUUCUUUCCACCGGGCGAUGAUGAGGAAUAUGAAGAGUAUGAAGACGGAUAUGAGACUACGACAACUGAGAGCGCGAAAGAAUCGUUAGAUGAGGAUGUACCGACGACCAAGUCGACGACGGAUGACGAGAAUGUUGUGUCCAGUAAAUACGACGUUGUGACUACUUCUGAGAAACCCGAGAAGGAAAUGGUCACGACGGAGGAACCUGACGAGAAAUUAGAAACGACAACUGAAGAGGUUUCUAAGGAUGAUGAUAAACCUGACGAUGUAGCGACUACUUUGAAGCCCAUUGAAGAUUCAACAGUGCCGUCGAAAGAAGAAGUCGCGACCACGCAGUCGGAUGGCGUUAAAGAAGAUUUGCCAGAAGAUAGUACUACCACUACUCAACCGGACUUCAGAGAUAAUGAAGAAGAAGAAUAUACAACAGUCAAAACGGAAGACACAACAGAGUACGUAGAUGAAACGACAACGACCGACAUCCCUGAUGAACAACUCGAAACAACUACACAUCUCGAAGAAGAUAUCGAAACAACUAACACCGAAGACGAAAUGGAACCCCACGUAUCUUCAACCCCAAAUAUUCAACCAGAUACAGAGAAACCUCUGACACAAGAGGAAGAGAAAGAAACGGAAGAAACGAUACCGGAGACUGCAACAAAGCCUCCGGCUAAAGAAGAAGACUUGCCAGUACAGCCGGUGCAACCCCUAACCGAACCCACUCCGUCUUCAUCCGACAUUUUGUCGGGCACAUCAUCGUCGAUCGAUGUUGCGCCCAGUUUCGCCAGUGUGUUGCCUCUCGAGACGCCUCAGCUGUCGUCAUCCGACUCCCCGACCCCUAGAUACCUAGACGAUUCCGAGAUACCGAGCGUGAUUCCUCUGGGAGCCGACUAUACCCAGUCACCGGACCCGGUGAGGGCCUCGGAGGUCCUCGGCGCGACGACGGUGACGACCUCGAUCUCGUCACCGACCCCCGAGGACAUCGAGGCCGGACUAGCCGACGAUUUGUACCUGUCCCUGUCGAGACCGGACUUCCCCCAGAUUUUACCCUCGAAACCGAGCACCGUCGAACAUCAGACGAGACCCCCGCCCGACUUAGAACCCAGCACGAGCGUUUUCUAUACGGAGACUGUAGUGACGUCGACGAGAUUGAGGACGUACACGUACGUGGUGACGCAACAGAACGGACUGGAGACGAAAGUGACGUCCUCGACGACGGUCAGACCGAGAGUGACUACACUUACGUUGACGGUGCCCGUCACGGUGACUGUCACUCCUACCGUGGAGUCGUCAGCUGUGCCGUCUGUGUAUAGUCCAGUGCCCGAUGCUGGAGAUCACGAAGUGAAAGAUGAAGAAGGUCGAAGGUUCAACCUAGCGACUCGCGUAAUGUCGAACGGCGUCGAGGUGAUCGUCGCGGGACCCACGCCGGCGUUGCGAUGGGAGAAUUCUAUACCGCAGCCCACGCUGACAUUGUCUGACGCGGUUGUCAUGAUGCUUCCUCAAGAUAAGCCGAAUGAAUUUGUCACGAAGACAUGCACCACCACGUUCACGUACCUCACCACGAUUACCAAGGACGGGACAACUACUGUUUCGACGGAACAACAGGUCGUGGCAAAUACUGCAACAGAGGAACGCCACCGGAAACCAGGAUCGGAAACAGCUGCUGUAACGCUGGAAGCAUCGCCAACCCUGCGAACGGAAGUCUUCAAAACGACGUACACGUAUUUAACUCUGAAUACCGAUCAUCCGAAUGUAAACGACGCGUUAGAGAGCAGCUCCAAAGUGAUCGCAAAUACAGUAACCGCUCCGCAGCAUUAUUUAGACAUGAUCUUGGAACCUUCGGAAAUACCCACACCGGAAACGAACACGUACCUUAGUACCAGAAUGCUGGAGAGGACGUUCAUGGAGGAUGGACGGACGAGGAUCGAAACUACUAGUGAUACUGUUACUCAGCUUAUAAUAACAGAGUCCGCGCCACCGCCGCGCCCGACAAGUGUUACGACCACACUAACAGCGCUAGAUCACACGGAGGAAAACAUGACUGAUGCAAUGAAGACUUAUUAUAUUACCUAUACUUAUUACAAUACGUUCCUGGAGAAAGGUAGCACUGUGGUUCGCACGAACGUGGCAACGUCCACCGAUGUCGUCCUGGAGAAAGUGCCAGUGAAGAAGACGACAAAGACCGCAUUGGUUAACCCGACCCCGGAACCUAUUCAAAUCUUCGCCACGAAGACGUACCUGACGACUUUUACGUAUUUCACGACGCUGCUGCAGGCUGGAGCAGACGGAGAAACAUCCACCACAGUAUCGUCACGCUCGCACAUCGUUGAGAAUGUUGUCACAGAGUCGAUAGCGCCUAGUUUGUUGGAUGCUGGUUACAUGAACGCUUUGCUGACAACUGCUCAUCAUUCUGAUCCAGUGAAGAACGUGGUGACAGGGUCAACGAUUAUUUUCUUUGAUGAGGAGGAUCAGAUCGAUCCGACCACCACGAAUUUCCCAGAAUCAACCCCUACGAUUGAACUUCAAAAAGACGAAAUUAUUUCUGCAAGUUUGGUAGCGACCGAGCCGUCUUCUGUUGUCGGUGAACCAAAACCUGUCGCGCAUAUUAAUCAAGAAAAUAAUGUUACAACAUCGGCUUCCGGAGAAAACAAUCAGAAUAAAAGGCCAACAAAUCAAAACACAAGUGAUCUUCAAGUUAGCAAUCUUCUGAGUCUGGGAUCGUUAGGGAUCAAUAGUUUGUCAGCUCUGGGGCCUGUGAUUACGGCGAUGGCCGGUCUACUACAAGGAAAACCAUCGAUGACUCGCAGAAAUGAUACAGUACCACAAGCAGAAGCUCAAGAAGUUACCACACAAAGAUCACCGAUUUAUAUACCUGUGGCCGAGUUUGCUGAUGGGGAUAUAGAAACUGCUGAAAGCCAAAAUAUAGGUACUCACCUUGCAAAUCUAAAUCACAACUAUAUAGCAGAAACGCGUCAUAAGGUAGCAUCCAGCCUGGCAGAUGGUAUCCCAAUCUCGCCAGGAGAAGUGAUUACCGCAAACAGCGACAUUAUAAUUGGCAAACCAGGAAAAAUGGCGCCUAGACCUCCUCAGACGUAUCUGGAAGACGAAGAACACAUUGGAAUGAAACCGCCCCCGUUACCAGUUCCCAAUAUUCCGGUCCAUCCAGUUCUCGAAGUGUUGGAAAACGAUCGAGAGACGUCACAGUCGCAGCAAAGUAUUCAAACACACAAAGGACCUCAAAUACAAAUAUAUCCUGCGCAGCAAGUUUACGAAGAACACUUGAAGAUUCCAGUUUCUAUACCGGUGGAAACGAAUCCAGCAUUGAUACCAAAGCAACCUCAAAAAUUACAUCCAGUACAAUCAUCACCGCCAAAGAGGAUGGGAUUGAAGCAGGAUGUUUUGGAAAAUGAUCCUUUAUUGAAACCACCCGACAGGCCGAACGUGGAACAGUAUGUAAACCCAAAUUUGAACUUGAAGGAACCGGAAUGGAGUCCUGAAAAAUCGAGAAGACCCUGGAGCGCGAAGGAUCCUUCGAAGUUCUCCCCACCCCAUCCACAAUUCGAUCAAAAAAUGGAUUCAGCAAAACCACUAAUAGAAAAACAAUGGCCAACGGUUCCAUCUGAAGAGCAGAAGCGACCACCAUGGGCGCAGAAGGAUCCUCUGUUACCUGGUUCCCCUAUUGUCAUUCAAAGUUCGGAGUCUAAACCAACACCAUCAGAGCCUAUCGUCCAUCAAGUGCCUCACGUCAUCGACAGAUCAACAGGACAGCCAUUACUGGUCAACAUCCAGCCCAGUCAGGUUGCUAACGUCGUGAUUCCUCAAGGUGGUACUCAAGCCUUGAUAUUCGGCGACACCAGCGAGCCUCACAUAAGUGGGCAAUACUUCGACGAUCCUUCACCUUAUCCAGAGUCUGAAGUCGGUUUAGGAUUCAUUGGAAUGCAAAGAGUGGAAGAUUUGCAAAAAUACUCGAACGGAAAUGAUCCUGCAGACUACAUGGUCCCACCAUCUCCACCCCUAAAUUUCAGAGCUCCGGAAAAACCAGGUUCUCCAAGUCGACCAUCCAGCAUUCCCCUAUCGCCAGAUCGAUUCAAUUACGAAAGACCACAGGACAAAUUAGAAUCCCCUAAUCUCAGACCCGUGAAGACGUCCGUUGACGUACACUUGAUCAGACACCCUAAUAGUUCCAAUGUCCUCGGAGGUCAAGGUCAUGUUCACACAGAGUUGCACCAUAGACCGGAGAAUAUAAAUCUUCGUCCUCAUGGUUUACCGCAUCCUCCGAACCACCUUCAUCUGCCACCUAGAGGACAAUUCCCAAAGAUUCAGAAGCCUGGCGAGCCUGGCAAUCCGCCUAGAAGGAUUGAAGUGUCGAAUCCUUCGGACAAUUCUCAUCGCUAUAUUUUAUUACCUAAACCAGACUCAGGGAACGAGAUUUUGUUGAAUACGAACUGGAAAGAUAAGAAGCCACCUAGAAUUCUGGUAAACAAUAGAUUAAGACCGCGGCCGCCAUUAUGGUCCACGACGAAUCGUCCCCUGGAUAGACCGAUCUAUGUGGAGAGGCCAAAUAUCAGGAAGCCUGUUUAUACUGGACCCCAGAGACCUCCACUUAAGACGCAAAAUACUAAUACGUUUGUGCUUCCUCAUCGACCGAUCACGAGUCCUCAAAUUCAUCACGAGCCUCCAAGGAUAACUACUACUAUACCGAAUAAUGGAGGGAACGAAGGAACAACUGAAAGACAGCCUGCGUUUGGACCUCCUCAGAUUGACCUCCAAGACAGACCACCUCACUUCUACCCGGAGAAUAAAAGGCCACCUCUCAUCACGCCAGUCAAUCCUCCAUCAGAACAAGCCGAAGAACACUUACCAACAGGAGCUGUAGAGUACCACAAUCCAUCUAAUCCGAAAACAAAAGUAGAAGAUCCAAAAAUAAUGAUAAACAGUCAGAGCUUUAGCCAGACUCCCUCUGAUCCAGAUAAUGAUCCGGACUCCUGGUCAGACUCGCAAACGGAGAAGACGCUAGACUCAGAGACCGGCGCCUCUGAAUAUGUUAAAUAUCACAAUCAAGUGAAAGUGGUUCAAGAAACCGAGAAGACGAAAGGUGACGAAGUUGCUAAUAUUCAAACUAAUAACAUAACUCUGAAUGGGAACACGGUACCUGGUAAUAUCGUGAUUGGCAAGCCAGUUGGAUUAGAUCAGACUCAAAACCAAAAAGAGAAGCCCCUCUGGCUGAGUUCUGGAAUGCCAUUCAGUCACAAGAACGAAGGCACACCUAACCAAGGAGUGCCUUAUGGACCGACAUAUUACAACACAAGACCAAAUGAUAUGACAAUCGUUCAAGGUAAGCCAUUUGGAGUCUAUAGUGGCCACGAGGAUGCAUCACAAUACGGUCACAAGAGAAAAGAACCUAGACCUGACUACGACAUAGUGCAAGGAGUGCCCACAGCUUAUUACGGAAACCAGAAGCCAAGUGACAAGCAUCAUCCAGAGGUACACACGUCUACACCCCGACCCUAUGAUCGUGACGAUACUAUAGACUUAAGGCCACCAGCGAUCAUUCCUCAAUUUGUGCCAGAAGUGGACAAGCCGAGCAGGUAUCCUAAACCACCCACGAUGAACAAAGUCGAAACCAGACCAGCUUUGUAUCCUAGACCAGAAACUAUAACCCGUCCACCUGAGAAGAAACCUGAAAUAAAACAGCCUGCUGAAGCCAAACCUGAAUUGUCAGAUUCAUUUGUAAAUACCAGUUCAAUUCGCAAGGAAAAUAAGAGUCAGUCACAUCUAGGUGGCUUCAUAAACCUUAAUUGGCAAGAUGCUACGAAGGUUCUUGAUCAUCGACUGGGCGAAAAAAGGCCUGCCGCGCAAGAACCUCAUUCUAACAAGACUGACACUAUCAGAAUUAAUUUCCGGAAUAACACUGUUCCUCAGGAAACCGAUGUUCACCCUCAGUUCAAUGCAGAAGUAAUAAAACCAGCGUUUGACAAGAAUCGUCCUAAAGUGACGCAUCCAGAAUACAAUCCGGGGACAAGGAUUCAUCCUGAGUAUCCUCAUAUUAUCACAAAGCACAGGCCUCAAGUGCCAGGACCAAUAACAAUAACGACAAGCAAUUCUAAGCCAGAAAAUGGGAUGAAUAUAAGAUUCUCGUUACCAGUGGAGGCUAUAGGCCAAGAAGUAGACAGUAAGACACAAACUGAAAGACCACCGAGUAUGUUGAUCACCGUGACCAAUCUGAACGACAAGAAGAAGAACGAUGAAUCUCUAGAGACUGCUUAUCAGACUAACUUCGCACUGGCAGGAGUGGACAAAGGAGACUCGAUUAAACAUGAGACCAAGACUAGAAUCAGACCUGUCGAGCCUUCUACUGGAGAUGUGUUAAGUAUUGAACCAGUGAAUGUGCCAUCUAGGGACAUGAUGCCACCGCCUCUAAGACCUGCAGUGCUGAAUCAGUCUAAUAAGAAUGAAGAGGAGGGCUUGAAGCCUCCAACGAUUCCUUCGCACGAUGUCGUUGGUUUGUCUCCGCCGCCAGUCGAUAUCACCACGACUAGUAGUCCCACGGAGGAUCGGUUCCCAUUUGCAACUGCAAACGACUCUGGCCUGAAACCUCCGCCGAAGUACAUUCCUUUGAAAGAGGCGCCUGUUGCUCCACUGCCCAGUGUCAGCAUGGUUCCACCUAGCCCUAGACCCUCCGUUGCUAGGCCUUUUAUCGUGGAACUGCUUUCUCAGGAUAUGGUACCACCACCGCCAGCGACACAAACUACAAGGCCACUCGAAAUAGCCACAGUUAGGCCAGCUGUCGCAGUGUCUGGUUCCAUUCAAAUCGCAACCGCUGUAGCAACAUCCCAUAUACCAGUCAUCCACGAUAUCGAAUCGAAAAUACCUAUCAUACAUGGGACUGUUGAUCUUCCAGUCGUUGUCGACGUACCUGAAAUCCUCAGGCCGGUCGAGACCAGGAUGACUGAGCAUGUUAGCAUUUACACUGUUCGACCGUUUGACACCAGACCAGUGUCUAGAAUAUCCAUCCAACCAACGCCGAUGCUGUCGACGAACGUAGUGGUCCCGACGAAGAUGAGGCCACUUCAAGUGGAUCACAUCCAACCGAGCAGGUCAUCGUCCACGACUCGAGAGGUCGUGCCGACCAAGUCGUACACCUUCGACGUACCACGAAAUCCAGUGAAGCGGCCCGAGCACCCGGUAUUUUUGGAAUCCAGCCACGACAAUGUCUUGCCGUCGAGCAGAGUGGAGCCGACCGAGUCUUUGACUCCCGCGACCACCACGAGUCAGGAGAAGGAUCAUCGGUUCACGAUGAAGAAAGAUGAGAGCACUAAGGUGGUCGUGCCGCAGGCGACAGAAGUGAAACGAAAAAACGAGACGACCGUCGUUGAAUUGGCCAGCAUAGUGACCAGGGUUGACAGUUCGAUAACGAAGGUAACGAGCAUGUUGCCGGAGAAACACGGAGGAAGGAACGAGUCGGUGGUCAAGAUGACAAAGGACAUUACUGGCAGCUCGACACGCGAAGCUGUUAACGGGUCCACUACGACCAUGCAGGUGAAACCUAAAGAGGUGACAAGGUUCCAAACUUCCACUGUAACCAGAACAGAAACCUCGGUCCUGGGUUCUCCUCCAACAACCAGAACUCUGCUUCUCACUCAUACACUGACUUCAACUACGGUUGAAACGGUAACUGAGACCUUGCUGCGCCCAACGAGCGUGAUAUCUACGAUAACAUCGACAAUUUUACAGUCAAUUGUUACUAGAAUACCUUCGUCUUACGAAAACGUAGUAGACAACGACUCCAUUUUCGUAGUUAUGAGUGACCAGAAACCACCCGCGCCUGGAGCUGAAGAGGUCGAGGCUGAAUACGGUGAUAUCUCGAGAGAUGAACAAGAUCCAACCGGAAAUGAGAUUCACAGAGUCCUGGCUGGCGGAGUUCUAGGAGCACCUGUGGUGUCCCUUCAACCUAUUAGCAACCAGUGCACACCUGAAUGCAGAGCCUCUAAAGCAGAAAUUUGUGCUGAACUCGAGGGUGAAAUGAGAUGCGUUUGUCGUCCUGGAUUUGCGAGAAUGUUCCCCGACCGGCCUUGUAAACCAACCUAUACCUACACCUUAAGAGUAGGCUUAGACCGCAUCGGCCACGAACCAGUGAACUACGAAUCUAGUAUGAACGACACGACAUCGGUAGUCUACAGAAGAUUGCUAGGUCCAACUAAGGAUGCAUUAGAUAGAACUCUGAUGCAGAGUGAUUUAAGGGAUAUAUACAGAGGUUUGAAGAUUGCUGGUUUCACGCCGGACCCGACGAAGGUAGAAUUCCACGUGCAGCUCAGCGAUAAUGCCAAUGAGACGAGGCUAAAAGAAGUCCUUCAGAAGUACUUGAUUAGCAGCAACUAUAGCUUGGGAGGCACUGAGGUCUACGCCUCGAAGAAUCUCGACAUGAUCGACGCAAUCGAUUUCGACGAGUGCGUAACAGAGGACGGUGGUCCUCACCACGACUGUUCGCCGAAUGCAGCUUGCUUCAACUUACGAGGUUCUUAUCAAUGUUCCUGUAAAGAGGGCUGGGCUGAUCUGUCCGAGAACUCAGCAUAUCCUGGAAGAGUAUGCUCCCAGGCUCCAUUAGGUUGUCCAAGCUGCAAUAAUAAAGGACACUGUGUCACGAACACCAACGGACAAGAAGUUUGCGAAUGCUUCCCUUGGCACAGUGGUCAGCGCUGCCAGGUUAAUCUCAAAGUGCUACUGAUAGCUCUGGUUACGACCGGGGCAAUAUUACUGGGUCUUCUGGCGGUGUGCGUGGGCAUGGCGUGCUUCCGUCACCCCGGCCGAAAACGGCAGGCCGGCGACAGAAGAGCUAUGAUUCCUGGAACAGGCGGAGACACCAGUAGCGAGGGUAGCGUCACAGAUCUGGCGAUUCCUCACCACGUGCCUCACGUUCUGCCACCUCCGCCCCAGAUGAUAGCACCCCUGCCGCCGAACAAGCGACCGGUUCGCAAGAUCAGCGGAAAACCUAGGCAACCGCCGAGGAAAGCCACUAUGGUUCCUGCUUCAGUGCCAAUUAACGAUGAGCAACGGGACCGUUCGCUCACUGUGAUGAUUCCUCGAGCUAAAUAUCGAUCGGCGCCUCAAUCGCCGCAGCACUACAAAUCCGGAAUGAGCACGUUCUCGACAGAAGAGCACAAACUGCUCAGCUAUCUCGAUAACGGCACGCACAGCACCGGAAACAGGAAGCAAAGUGUAUCCAGUACGAAAGACUGCAAAGAGGCCGACGUGCAGAUCAUCAGAACACCGGCAACACCUACUGGCGCUCUCGUUAGUGCUGGUUUCCAGGUCUCCGCAACAGUGACUCGAACAAUGGACGCCGAUUCCACGUUAGCUCGGUCCUGCGGCGAGACUACAGUGGAAGCAGCGACUAAGGUAUUGCGAACCGGAGACCUUCCAGGUGAUCUUGGUUCGACGUUAGCCCGCUCCUGCGGAGAGACAACCAUUCAGGCGCCCACGAAGUUGCUGAGACUCGAUUUAGGGGAAGCCGGUUCUACUUUAGCCAGAUCCUGCGAGGAGACGACGAUCCAGCCGCCGACGAAAGUCGCUGACGCUCGAAGGAGCAGCGUUAAGGAUAACAGAGACAACAGAGACACGCGAGACAGCGCCAGCGAAGGGCACACAAUGGCUGAGAGGGAUCUGGGAAGCACGCUGAGACUUCCUGCGCAGCAUCCGCCUCUUUAUAGCCCAGAUAGGGCCAGCGAUCGAGAAUCGAACUUCGAUUCCCUGUAGGCAUCAUAGAUCUUUGAGAAAGAGAAUAUCCGGUCGACGGGUUCCAGCCGCGGACGAUACCGCUGGACGGUAAUCUCCACAGGUUAGCAAUACCGUUCAUCAAAAAUUCGUCGAUGCCAGAUGGAAGUAGAAAAUUUCGGAAAUCGAGUCUCCCGACGAAGAGAAACGUGCGAGUCCGUUUAUCCUGAACACUGUCGAAUGGAAUUGCACAAAAAAUGCGGACGGAAGGAUCGACAAAAAUGUGUCCAGUGGGAAGCUUUAAUUCGUGUACUUUUCUAUUGUAUUAAAAAAUUAUUUAUUCAAAGAGAAGCUUCGUACGAAAACGUUUGUUCUUUCUAUUAAACGACAGUCUUCAGGAUAACCGAAGAACCAAGGGAAUGAUACAAUUAGAAAAUCGGAGGAAAAUUGUAAGAAGCGCUUUUUAUUAUUUAUUUAUAUAUUCGUUCGUCGAGAUUUAGGAGGAAGGGGCUCUUUUUGCCGUCGACGGGAUUCUAAUCGAGUUCGAUCAAACGUGAAGAAGCUCAAACUCAAAGAGACGCGCGCGUUAUUUACCCCCGUGCCAAAAUACAACCAAUGAAAGGGAAGCUCUCGCCUUUCCGAAUAUCGUUAUCACGUUUCACUUGUCGGUUGAGGAAGGCUCGAAACGUUGGUCGACAAUUUUCCUUAUUAAAUAAAUACAAAGGCUAUUACACUGAAAUAACGAUAUUCUCUAAUCAUGGAGAAUAUUUAACCUGCACAUUACUCAAGUUUCGCUAGUAAUAUUAAACAAAACACGAGAAGGAAGGUUAUCAAAAUUUCAUUAGAAUUUAGUGAUACCGGAUAAUGUUGUUCAUCCGUAACAAUACAAAUAUUCGGUGAAUGUAUUUUAUUAAUAUAAAUAGGAAACCAAUGAAACAUGUUCAUUGAAGCGUAUUCAUUGAAUUUAGAAAAUAUCCUAUAAAUAUGUUUGUUCUUCUUACAAACGAGUAUUUAUUUAAUAUUUUAAAUUUGUAAGAAUUGAAUGUGGUCGUUCAGAAGAUGCUUCAUGAAGGUAUUGUUAAUUAAAUAUGCUUUUAGAGUAUGUUUAUUUACUGAACUAUAGUAGACUACGUUUAUAGUAAGCACCUCAGUUUCAUAGUGCAAAGGGUUCAUUUAUAUAAUCAAAUUUCGAGCAAACGUUUCGAGUCUCCGACCGGCCAUCACGCGAAUCGAUGCGUGACUUUAACUUAACCCAGUGUCAUAAGUUGUGAACGGCGCCGAUCGCCGCGGAUUCAAUGUUUGCGUGCGAUCGAUCGCGGAACCAGACAUUAUUAUUAUUGUUGUUGUUGUUUGUUUGUUUAGUCUAUUCUCUGACGGGUCUCGUCAUGUUGCCCGGCUUCGUCGUGAAAAGUUCGUGCGCAACAAAUCGACCGAAUUCGAUCAUCGAACCUCCAUUCGAUCGCGAAUCACCUGGAAUUUUCAUUUUAAAUCGAACUACAUCACACGAUUCGCGGUUUCUAAGAAUUCUAUACAUAAAUCGGCUUACAUUUAGAAACAUUAAAAUUCCUUUUCGUGUCAUGGUGUUAUAAUAUUUAUUUCGAUUCUAUUUUGGUUACUUUAAAUUCUAUUUAGAAGGAAAAGCGAGGCAUCUGAUAGAAUCGAUCGACCAGAUUCAAGCUUUUAUUUUUAUUCUUUUGAUAAAUAGGAGACUUAAAAGGGCCAUUAAUUUGUGUUGCAUUAGAACUCUUCGAAUUCACGCACGACUAAUAUGAUUUUAUAAUUUUAUUUAUAAAAAUCCAAUGAAACAAAAUAUUUUCGUUGAAGAAAUGGAAAAUUAAGAUUUGAAUCUGGAUCCUUCUGCUUAAUGAAGUCAAUUCACUAACACCGUAGAAGAAACUAAUAUUAAGAUAUUGUUGACAGCGAAAGAAAAGGAAUGAUUCGACGUUAAAUGGGAGAACGUGAUCGAAUUAUAUAAUUAUUUAAUCGAGACGAAGUCGCGGCAACGUCGCUGUAUCAGACUCGAGGAAGAGCGAGCAGGGCGUGUCGUAUGAGGCACGCGCAAGUGCAUUUAACUCUUUUUUUUUUAUUAGCUCAAUAGGUAGCGUAAGCGGAUGCAUUACGGAGGACAGGUGUAUCAUUAACGAUGUUACUUCUAUUAUUAUUAAUUUUCGUAAGGCCGCGUUUAACCAAAAGUGAAUAGAAACGAAAACGACGAUGCUCGUACCUUGUAUCGCAAAUUACUAACUUGUCCUUUUCACGUCCAAAUGAAAUUGUUCUUUAUACAUACAUAUACACAUACGUAUAGACAUUGAUGUUUACAUGCAUACACUGGAAUUACGAUGUUUUGUCGGUAUGUAUGUAAAAUUGCUAUCUAUACAUAAUAAUAAAUAUAUAUAUAUAAAAUAAAAUAUAUAAAUAUAUAUAUAUUUAUAUACGAUACACUUAUAAAUAUAUUCUGUUGUACAUAUUCUCUCCUGAAGAACCUCUUCUA